UGAGCACAUAGGAGCAAGGUUUUAAAUAGCAGUAACGGUAGCGGAAGCGGUCAUCACGGUAGCGGCCAUUGCGGUCGCUGUGAUGCGUGUAGCGGUCGCAGUGGCGUGAAAUAUUUUCAAGUUCGCUAGAUUGUCGAAGGUGCCGGUAGCAGUGGUGGAUCAUUGUGAGGGCAGGGGUGGGCUCAAGCCCAGCCCAAUUUUUUAUUUAUAUAUUAAUAUAGGUAUAAGUUUGAUUACCAGCCCACCCCAAAAUUAAUUCCCAGCCGAGCCCAAGCCUAAUCCAAGUGUUUAACUAUUCCGCUAAUCCACUCACCUGCGGCCUUCUGAUCCUUAUGCGAAGAUUGAAGAACGAAGGUCGAAGAAGAGCCUAGCAGCUUGCGACACGAGCUGACCUGCAGCCACCAGCCGCACUGUCGGACGCCGUCGCCUACUCGGCCGUGUUUUCUCUCCGACUCUCCGCACUGCCUAUAGCUCCUGAGCCCCAGCCUCUAGGUGACCUGGCAUAAUGUAUAGACAAAAUAGAAUUUGGAUGUAUGAUAAACAUGCGGUAUUGUACGGAAUGCAAUCAAAUUUUCUUGAAGGAGUUGAGGAGUUUAUUAAAUUCGCACUUGAACAUCCGGCUUAUAUGAGUGGUGAUAAAAUCAGAUGUCCAUGUUCAAAGUGUAAAAAUCUCAAAUUUAAACACCCAGAAGAAGUUGGGUGGGAUUUGUACGCGGACGGUUUCCUUCCCAAUUAUUACAAUUGGACUUCUCAUGGCGAACCUUUGGAUCCAUCUGUUUUACCACAAACGGUAGGUUCGUCUCGUAACGUCCCUGCAG
Cuscuta europaea is the source of this 818-nucleotide messenger RNA. The record is from the annotation of a GenBank genome assembly. NCBI's taxonomy places the organism in Eukaryota, Viridiplantae, Streptophyta, Magnoliopsida, Solanales, Convolvulaceae.